GAAUGAUCGGGCCCGAGGCAGGGUAAGUGCAGACCACUUUCCAGAGAGAUUGAUAGAACGACGUCCUUCUUCUUUUGGAUAGUUAUUCCCAAGUCUCUGAUUGGCUGACGUUUCACGAAAGUAUUUUUUUUCAUCAACCAAGUCCCUGAUAUAAAAGUACUGGGCCGGUGGAAUGCAGCCAUCGUCCUUGAGAAAGUCACAACGAAUCCUGACUAGAUAAUUAUUCUGUCAACUGGACACCGCGAUAGCACAGUACUGGAUUGGAUUCUCUUUGAACGAUCUUCUGUGAUCCAUGGCCUGUCCGCAAGUUGGCGGCUUCCUUAUGGGCUGCCUCGGGUGGCUGUGCAUCCUGGUCGCCACCUCCACCAACAACUGGGUCAUCAUGUGUAAAUACGGCAUGAACGCCUGCAAGAAGUCCGAAGAGAGCAAAAUCAAGGGUCCCUGGGCGGAGUGCUCGGUGUCCUCCGCUCACUACGAGUGUCAGCCCCUCACCCAGAUCCUGGAGCUGCCAGCCUACAUCCACACCACCCGGGCUCUGAUGAUCACGGCCUCCACCCUGGCGCUGCUGGCGGUGGUGCUGCUGCUGAUGUCGCUGCCCUGCAUCAGCCUGGGCGAGCCCCCCAAGGCCAAGAACCGCCGCGCCGUCCUGGGGGGGAUCUGCUUCCUGUUUGUGGGUCUGUGCUCAGCCGUCUCCACGGUGUGGUUCCCCAUCGGGGUGCACCGUGAGCAGGACCUGCGCUCCUUCGGCUACUCGCUGUACGUGGGCUGGGUGGGCUCCGUGAUGACCCUGCUGGGCGGCCUCCUCAUCGUCUGCUGCUCCUUCUCCUCCUCCUCCUCCUCCUCCUCCCCCUCCGGGGCCAACGCCUACAACCACAACAACGACCGCUUCUACUACUCCAAGGGGGGGCACCAGCUCCAGCAGCCGCCCCCCGCCGCCGCCGCCGCCGUCGCCGCGGCGACCAGCCACGCCAAGACCGCACACGUCUGACGCGGGCGCCGAUGUCGUCGCCCGCGCCGGCGAUGGGUGGAAAAGAUAAGAGGUGUUGCCGUGACGAUGGUGGAAUGGACUCAGUGGAAGGGGUGGGGGGGGGGGUGAUGUACAGUGACACAUUGAGGAUGAUGAGACAUUGAACACACACACGGAUGUAUGAUUUCACACACGUAGACAAAAGGUUUAUUGAAAGACACAUUUUGAUUAGGCAGACACAACAAGGCACAGGAACACUGAUUUAGUUCAGCCCGAAUGCUUCGGGACUUUGUGAAACGGUCUUCUAUAUAACUAUUUUUAUAUUUUUAUACUUACAAAAGAUGAAGAAGAAAACCCUUAGGAACUUGAAGUAAAAUUGAUAUCCGAGGGUUGUUUCUGUGGUAUUAUGUGUUUUCUUUUAAUAACUAACACCUUGAUGUAUUGUACUGAUAAAGAUAAAGUAUGGCAGUUGUAUGUUUAUGUUUGAAUUUCCAUGAUGUUUUGUAUGAUUACGAUCAACAGUGUCAUACGACUUCUUGAGUUCCGCCCAAGACGGUCAACAUUAGAACCAAAAGAUGCACUUAUCCAAAAUUAUUGAAACAGCAUAAGUUGAGACAUUUCACCAGGCUGGCUGUUUCUCAAACUCUCUGUGGCAGAUAUCCAGUCCUGAGCCACCACACACACGAAAAAAAACACACACACACACGGACAGGCGAACAGACAGACAGACAGACAGACAGACAGACAAACAGACAGACAGACAGGCAGGCAGGCAGACAGACAGACAGACAGACAGACAGACAGACAGGCAGACACACACACACACACACAGUUUGCAGGAUCUUUUUUGGAGGUGGCUCUGAUUUAUCUUAUCAGAUCAGAUGAUCCCUCCACCCUACAUCUUGUAAAUGUAGCUCACAUUUACAAGACGUGUAAUGAUAAGAAAUAAGAAAAAUUAAUAAGUGACAGAAAGUAGAUCCAACCCCAAUUCUACAUGUUGAUCUGUGAAACAAUAAUAUCCCAAACGACGGUUCGGGAAGAGUUUGAAACCUCACUUGGUGAGCCAAACCGCACCAUAUGUUUUUUGCUUUGUUAUUUAUUGUAUUCCAAUUAAUGUGCAUUUGUGUUGAAUUUCUGUAAUAAAGGUGAAGUGAUUAUAGCUUUGAA
Gadus morhua (Atlantic cod) is the source of this 2134-nucleotide messenger RNA. Its product is annotated as claudin-11. Gene Ontology annotation, molecular function: structural molecule activity. NCBI's taxonomy places the organism in Eukaryota, Metazoa, Chordata, Actinopteri, Gadiformes, Gadidae. The transcript has 4 exons. The record is from RefSeq and is a predicted model, not a curated record. Bases 293 to 988 code for a protein of 231 amino acids. Gene Ontology annotation, cellular component: membrane; bicellular tight junction.